UGUCUGACGGAACGGUUCACUGCGUUUGUAGUUCUGUAAAGUGAAUUAAACUAAAACUGUAACUAGUUUUAACAUGGCAGCGGCGGACGCUUAUAAAGUAAUCUCUCUGAAGGAUAAAGUGGCAUUGAUCACAGGAGCCAGUUCAGGGAUUGGAGCUGGUACUGCCCUGCUGUUUGCCAGACUCGGAGCUCAGCUGGCAUUGAAUGGCAGAGACUUGAACAACCUCAGCAAAGUGGCUAAAGAAUGUGAAGAGUGUAGCGGCAAUAAGUCCCUUUUGGUGCCAGGAGACCUAACUGACGAAGAUACAGUAAAAAAGACAGUUGAAGAGACCAUUGCUCAUUUUGGGCAACUGGAUGUCCUUGUGAACAGUGCAGGUAUCCUCGCGAUGGGAUCCAUAGAGACCACAGACCUGGCACAAUAUGACAAGGUGAUGAAUGUCAAUGUCAGAUCAGUUUAUUAUCUGACUCACCUCUGUGUGCCACAUCUGAUUAAAACAAAGGGCUGCAUCGUAAAUGUGUCCAGCAUAAAUGGCCAAAGAUCUUUUCCUGGUGUGCUUGCAUACUGCAUGUCCAAGUCAGCCAUUGACCAGUUCACACGAUGUGUUGCUCUGGAGUUGGCAUCAAAGCAGGUUCGGGUGAAUUCUGUUGGUCCUGGAGUCAUUAUCACAGAGGUCCAUAAGCGUGCUGGUCUGGAUGAAGAACAGUAUAAACAGUUCCUUGAAAAGUGUAAGAUUACUCAUGCACUUGGAAGACCAGGUGAGGUGGACGAAGUGGCUCACGCAAUUGCCUUCCUGGCGUCAGAUGCUGCUACCUUCAUUACAGGUGUAAAUCUCCCAGUGGACGGAGGUCGUCAUGCCAUGUGCCCACGGUAGUGCUUGAUUACUGCAGCCUCAGAGUAUCAAAGUUUUGAUGGAUGGAAAUGAAAUAAAUAUUAACUGAUAUUAA
Molecule: messenger RNA, 944 nt
Organism: Trichomycterus rosablanca
Lineage: Eukaryota; Metazoa; Chordata; Actinopteri; Siluriformes; Trichomycteridae
Exons: 8
Coding region: 74-871 (265 amino acids)
Molecular function (GO): oxidoreductase activity
Source: RefSeq, a predicted model, not a curated record